Caenorhabditis angaria is the source of this 1272-nucleotide messenger RNA. Lineage: Eukaryota; Metazoa; Nematoda; Chromadorea; Rhabditida; Rhabditidae. The record is from the annotation of a GenBank genome assembly.
AUGCGUGGGCUUUUGAUUCUUUUUAUUCUAACUGAAGUUAAUUCUCUUUCGGAAUUCAUGGCAAAUCAAACAAAAUUAUACGAUGAUUUGUUUAAAAAUUAUAACUCAGAUCUUGGAUGCAUCAAUACUUUAGGUGAGGAAAAUUAUUUAGAAAAUACGUGAUUUUUUUGUUGAAAAUCUAUGAAUUCAGCACCAAAAUCACCGUAUAUUUUGAAAAUCGAAACUGGAAUGUUCAAAUUGGUUAAAAUCGAAGAGCCCGAGGAGAGUGUCACUUUUCUUUUCGAUUUAAUUUUGGUAAGCCACGGUCUUACUUGACUACGUAAUUUCUGAAAACAUUUGAGACUUGGCACGACGAAAGACUAGAAUGGAAUCCUGAAGACUACGGUGGAAUAAAUCACAUUUACGUGCCAUUAAAGAAGAUCUGGGUUCCCGAAAUGACAAUCGUCGAUUCAACAGAGCAAAAAAGUUUUCUCGAAAGAGAUAUGCUGUAUGCGUGGAUUUAUAGCAAUGGAAGUGUUAAUUAUUAUCAUUCUUCCGUUAUUACAACAAUUUGUGAAAUGGAUGUUUUCCGAUUUCCGAUGGACAGACAUACUUGUAGUGUGAAUGUUAUUUAUCACAGUUAUGUGACUGGUGAGUACGAGAUUUAUGCCGAGCAAGGAUUGAUGCCGAGACCUAUUAGAACUCUUGGAAAUGGUGAAUGGCAAAUGGAAUCUAUGGGUGUUAGAAAACAGAUUAUGGAUGAUAAUGAAACAGUUUUAGUAAGUUGGCAAACAUGCCUUCACUGAAAAACCUAACCUAGAUGUUGUGAUUCCGAGUUUCAGAACAUCUACGAGGCAACAUUCCAUCGAAAUCCAAGUUUCUACAUAACUCUAAUUAUAAUUCCCGCAUAUUUUAUAAAUGCAUUGAGUAUUGUUGCAUUAUUCCACAAUCUUGAAGCACGAGGUGAAAAAUAUCAAAUUGGUAUGACAAAUAUUAUGUCAAUGAGUUUUAUUAUGGUUAUUCUGGCUGAUGAUUUACCAAAAACAAAGAACAUUCCACUUCUAGGUUUGGAAAUUUUGUUAUUAUUUUUUAGAAAGAGAAAUUAUUUCAGCAAUCUUUGUUAUCAUAAGUUUGGCAUUAAUGAUCGUAUCCUUGGCGCUUGUUUUGAUAAUUCCAAGAGCUACACCAUACCUCAUCAAAUAUAACAAAACAUUACCAAGAAAGAUCUCUCUGAUUCUGAUGUAUCUUCUACAAAUCGCAAACUUUAUCAAUUUUAUUGUUCUAUUUAUUUGA